AUGGACUCGCACUGCGACUGUGCCGAGCCUCCGGCCGCCGAGCAGCCGUCGGGAAAGAUUAACAAAACCGCCUUCAAAUUGUUCAAGAGGAGGAAAUCCGGGGGCACCAUGCCGAGCAUCUUCGGGGUGAGGAGCAAAGGUGGGGAGGGGAAGGGCGCGAGCAAGACGGGGAUGGUGCGGAGCAGGACGCACGAUGGCUUGGCCGACGCCGUGCUGGAGAGCGGCAAGAAGGACGACGGGGGCGGCGGGGAAGCGCGAGGGAAGGAUGCUCCAAGCAGGGCGGCCGGCGGCCUCGGCAGCUCGGCCGGCGGCUCGGUGGCCAAAUCGCACAGCUUCUUCUCCCUACUGAGGAAGAACGGGAGGCCGGAGAACGGCAAGGCGGCGGAGAACGCGGAGCAGCGGGCUGGCGGCAGACAAAAGAAGGGGCUGAAAGGGAUCUUCAGCAGCAUGCGGUGGCACAGAAAGGACAAAAACGGCAAAGAGGAGAGGGGAGAAGCCUCAGAAAUCCCGUCCGGUCUUAUUAUGCCGGGGUCUCUGACUGCCAGCUUGGAGUGCAUCAAAGAGGAGGCGCCGAAACCUUUGUCUGAAACUCCGAACGGCGCGGGAGACGCCGGUCCCGAGUCGCAGCGGGAGAAGCGCGGCGGGGACGCGUGUGGCUCGGCCGGGGAGCCCGAGGCGGGAGCUGGGGAGUCGUGGGACGGCAGAACUCCCCCCGGAGAGGACCCUGCUGCUGCUGCUGCUGGAAGGAGACUCGAGGAGCUCUGCGGUGAGCGACCGGACCCGAGCGCAGGAGAGGUUGGGACUGCGAAGGAUGCGGCCAUAACAGGCUGCGGAGAUAUUAUUGCGGACCAGGAGGAGGAUGUGGGCAGCGGGAGUGGUGGCUGCGAGAAGAGCACCCCCGGGGCCAGCAAGCUGGGCGCAUCCAAGAAGCACUCCACCAUGGUUGCCUAUCAAGGAGGAGGGGAGGAGAUGGCCAGCCCGGACCAGGUGGAUGAUACCUACCUGCAAGAGUUCUGGGAUAUGCUGUCACAGACAGAAGAGACCGAAACAAGAGGAAGAGGAGGAGGUGGAGGAGGGACAAAGACAGCCGAGGAGCUGAAGGAGAACCAAGGUACUGAGGGGGCCCAGAACAGAGUGGUGGUGAAACGUGGUGGCCUCAACCAGAUCCCCAUUCACCUUAACAACAAAGAGGAGCAGAAGGGCAGGGAGAAGGAACAGCACGAAGGUGUCCCAAAUAGUGAUGAGGGCUACUGGGAUUCCACCACCCCUGGUCCUGAAGAAGACAGCACUACAAGCAUCCAGAAGGAGACCCUUCCCAGGGACAGCUACAGCGGGGAUGCACUCUAUGACCUCUAUGCUGAGCCUGAUGAAAACCCACCAGGAGGACCUCCAGAAGAAGAGGUCACCUGUACGCCACGCUCCAAGCCUGUGUCUCCAAUAACGACCACGUGCUCACUGAAAACGCCCUCAAGCACAGUGAAGGACUCCAAAAUACCCAUCAGCAUUAAACACCUUGCAUCGCAUCCUGCUAGCCAUGGAACAGAUACCAGUAACAGCCAUCACGUUGCACACCAUCACCUGGCCAAAAGUGAAAUGCACAGAACAAAAAUCCCUGUCUCUAAAGUACUGGUACGCCGAGUCAGUAACAGGGGCUUAGCAGGGACAACGGUGAAAGCUGCCACAUACCAGGACAGUGCCAAAAAGUAAUUGAAGAGCAGGUGGACAUAAAGAUAGACAGCAAGAUCAGUAUGUGAAAAUCUGCAUAGGAGGUCACAAACAGUGUGUUAAUUUUGCAUUGCCUGAAGGGGGAACCUAAAAGGCUUAUCUCACUAUACUAUGUCGGCCUGCACUUCUGAAUCUGUAUGGCUGAAUACAAGAAGACAACUUUUCAAGCACUUUUUUUUUUUUUUUUUUUUUUUUACGUUUGUAUCUUUUUUCUGCAGCACUGAGU
Molecule: messenger RNA, 1951 nt
Organism: Centrocercus urophasianus (Greater sage-grouse)
Lineage: Eukaryota; Metazoa; Chordata; Aves; Galliformes; Phasianidae
Gene: AMER2
Product: APC membrane recruitment protein 2
Exons: 2
Coding region: 1-1707 (568 amino acids)
Biological process (GO): regulation of canonical Wnt signaling pathway
Cellular component (GO): plasma membrane
Molecular function (GO): phosphatidylinositol-4,5-bisphosphate binding; beta-catenin binding
Source: RefSeq, a predicted model, not a curated record